AUGAACCAAUCUAGUGUAAAUCUUCUUGAUCUACCUAAUGAAAUAUUAUUUAAUAUUUUGAAGAAACUUGAGAAUACUGACGUUCUUUAUUCAUUAUUCGAUAUCAAUAAUGAACAACUUGAUAAUAUAGUACAAGAGGAAACUUUUUCUAAUACAUUAAAUUUUGCAUUAACUGUUCAUAACACUACAAUCAUUGAUUCAGUACUUGAUCGAUUUUGUAAUUAUAUAUUACCUCAAAUUCAUUACAAUGUGAAAUGUCUCAUUGUUGCACCAGCGCCUAUCAAACGUAUUCUUAUUGCUACUCACUAUCCAAGCUUGACUGAAUUGAAACUUUUAGAUUUUCAACGCAAUAGCUCAUUACGUUAUUUCACAGAUGAUUCACCUUUUCGACAUAUCUUCAAACAGCAGAUUACAAAACUUGAUCUUAUCAACGAAGAUUCGAAGCGUGCUAUAGAAUCAUUGAUAGAUUAUACGAAAAGAGUGUAUGGACCUAUUUUGACCUACUUCGAAAAUCUCGAGCAUUUAAACGAUAUUCAGACAUCGAUUCGUGCAUAUCCAGGCUUAGCCAUUCGAUAUUUAUCAUCAAGUGCUUUUUCUUCUUUAACUCUUACUUAUUUAUGUAUUAAUAUGGGAACUUUAACUGAUUGUCUUUGUUUAAUUGAUGGUCGUCUCAAACAACUGACUACAUUUAUUGUUCGAAUUUAUUAUAUGGAUAUAGAUUCAUCAAUUAAUCAGAACAUGGAUGAUCUACCUCAUUUGAAGUGUUUUGCAUUAAUACAUUAUGGUUUAAUUAAAGAAUAUGAUAAUAAUUUUGUACUUGGAGAAAUUAACUUUAUAUUUGUGUAUCGCCUAUCAAGAUGGAUUCAUUGA
Molecule: messenger RNA, 870 nt
Organism: Rotaria sordida
Lineage: Eukaryota; Metazoa; Rotifera; Eurotatoria; Philodinida; Philodinidae
Source: the annotation of a GenBank genome assembly